AUGUCGCUCUUCGGAACGUCCCCAACCGAUGACAACAGGCCGUCGACCACAUCGCCCAGCAAGAACCUCGGCAGCAGGGCUGGCCUGUUCGACGAUGAGCCCUCCCAACGGUCGUCCUCUGCCGGCCUCUUUGAUAACGACGGCGAUACCGGCGCGGACUCACCUUGGUCGAUGCCCUCUCCGCGGAAGCAACAGUCUCGCGCCCAGAUCGUCCGCAACCUCCUGCCUGCAUCCGACGUACCCGAAGCAUACAUUGAGACGUUCGACAUCAUUUCAGAAGGCAACCCGAACGUGACUUCUGAUGGUGUGGCCAAGGUAUUCGCUGCGGCGAGACUGCACGAGCAGGCGAAGCAAAGUCGAAUUGUGUCGCUUGUAGCGCCAGACGCUGAGGGUGACAACAUUAGCCUGAACCGCGCUGAGUUCAACGUCUUGCUUGCGCUGGUUGGCUUGGCGCAAGAGAACGAGCAUCUGAGCCUUGAUGGCGUGGACGAACGAAGAAGAAAUCUACCUCAGCCCAAGCUCUCCGGCCUCACCGCAGAACCCGUCCUGCCGCCCGUUGAGGAACUUGCUGCAAAGCCUCCCCAGACGCCCUCUAAAGAUCAGCCAUCCAAGCCCAGCCCCCAGCAACACUCCAACUCGCAGACCCGUAAUUUCCGCCCAGCCAUGGAUGAUCCGGAGGAUGAUCCAUGGGGUGCACCCGAUCUGCACAAGAAUCAUAUUCACAACGGAAUCAAACCGAACGGUACAGAGAGUAAUGGGCAUGCUUCAUUUGGAACCACUCCCGAGCCUGCAAUAGCCCCUCAGCCAGCCAGCCAGCCACCGGCAGAGACUCCAGCUUCAACGAUUAGCCGCGAAACAGGCCCGAGUGCUGGUGCUGGAUGGGGAUACUUUGAUGGAUCCGGUGCUGGCGCCGGAGCUGGCUUCAACCAGCCUUCACAGGAUCCAGUGGCGAGCCCCUUUGGUAGCAAUCCGGGCAUAGUGGGGGUUAGAGACGGUGGCUUGGGAGGCAGCGGCGGUCCUGGCCGCACACCGAGCAGCAAUCCUGCAUUUCCUCAAGCUCGCAGCCUCGGGGGGAGGACUGGCAGUAGUGUGGAGGAGAAUAUCUUGGUUACACUAAUGCCGGAGAAGGAAGGCUUGUUCAUGUUCCAACAUCAUAACUACGAGGUUUCUAGCCAGCGGAAGGGCAACAAGGUCAUCCGCCGCUACAGCGACUUUGUCUGGCUCCUGGAUUGUCUUCACAAGAGAUACCCAUUCAGGGUGCUUCCCCUUCUGCCACCCAAGCGUGUCGCAGUGAACGGUAACCAUCUCUCCAACGACGGCGCUUUCAUUGAGAAGCGUAGACGCGGGCUGGCUAGGUUCUUGAAUGCGUUGGUUAGGCACCCUAUUCUGAGCCAGGAGCAGCUCGUUGUCAUGUUUUUGACUGUCCCCACCGUUCAGGAGCUGGCUGUUUGGCGAAAGCAGGCCACAAUUUCCGUACAGGACGAGUUCUCCGACCGCGUACUGCCCCCGGGCCUCGAGGAGUCUCUGCCGCCGACCCUGGAGGAGCUAUUCCUCAGGACAAAAUCUGGAGUUCGACGAUCUGCAGAACUCUACAUUAACGUCUGCAACAUCAUGGAUCGGCUAGUUAAGCGGCAGGAGGGCGUUGCAGCUGAUCAUGGACGCGUAGCUAUGAUGCUGACCAGCCUGAUGGAGACUUCCGAAGACACGUACGCCACGGACAAUAACGAGGUACCUCUGCUUAACGAUGGUCUUAAUGCUAUGAGCAACCAUCUCCGCACUUCUCAGACCCUCAUGGAAGAGGAGAGCCGGGCAUGGGACCAGGGUGUGCUUGAGGAUCUGAAGAGACAGCGUGACUCUCUCGUUAGCAUCCGAGAGAUGUUUGAGCGGCGCGAGAGAUUGGACAAGGACAACAUUCCUUACCUGGAGCGAAGGAUCCAGACGAAUGAGAAUAAACUGGCCGGCUUGCGGGCCAAGCCUGAGGGAACGGUCAAGUCUGGUGAGAUUGAACGUGUCGCAGAGUCCAUUAUUAAGGAUAAGGAGUCUAUCGUCCGACAGCACAACCGGAGCAUCUUCGUCAAGGAAUGCAUUCGCGACGAACUCAUUACUUUCCAGACCACCCAGUAUCAUGUCAGCUACUGGAACCAAGAUUGGGCUGGAGAACGAGUCAAGUAUGCCGAAAUGCUCGCUGACAACUGGCGCCGGCUACUUGAUGAACUUGAAGGCAUGCCUCUCGGGGAUUAA
Messenger RNA from Clonostachys rhizophaga, 2241 nucleotides. NCBI's taxonomy places the organism in Eukaryota, Fungi, Ascomycota, Sordariomycetes, Hypocreales, Bionectriaceae. The record is from the annotation of a GenBank genome assembly.